UCGAGUUCUGGGUUGGGUCGUGUUUUUGUGAGAGCGUGGCGAAUUUAUGUCUGUGGUUCUGGUCGUAUGUGUUGUCCAACUGUUGUACCUGAGCGUUCGGCGUGACAAAGAACUCCGAAAAGGAUCGGCUCAUUAUGAACUUAGUGCAAACCAGUUUCUUUCUUUCUUUCUACUCUCAUCCUGGAGGGUCCGGUGCGCUAUGUCCACAUCCAACACAAAGCUACGAAGAUUACGGGGUGCUUGUGACAUCUGUCGACGCCAAAAGAAACGAUGCGAUAGCGCAAACAUGCCCAACAAUAAAUGUUCUAGCUGCAUUGCGUUCAAUUCUGAAUGCACUCAUACCUAUGUCAAGCCCAGUACAGAGGACAAGAAGCGAAGAAGUCAUCCCGUACAGCAGAAGCCUGCGUCGUCCGCCGGAGCAAGCUUUGUCGAUGUAACCCGGACGAUGGUGAACAGUAUAUUGAAUGCGACAUAUGACUACCCUGAAGAGAGAAGCGCUCUGAUCCAACUUUUGCAUGACAUUGCGCGUUAUGCAAGAACCUUAGAGCAGAACCAACCAGAGAAGGAGACCAGCCCUCGGCGCAAGUCGCGAAGGUCACGAUCACCCUCGUUCCUUUCCACCUCCAACACAAUCCAGUACAACGAAGACGAGAUCGACGAAUUAGCUGAUGACGACGACGGAGUGGUUGUUGACUUGAACCAACUGCCAGAACAUCUCCAGCAUAUUACUGCCGCAUUUGCGAAUAGCCGGUUCUUUGGGAAACAAAGCAACCUCUUGCUGACCAAAGGCGCGAUAGUAGCACGCUCGACGCCCUCAGCACCCAAAUCUACGCUUCAUCGACCCCAGUUUUGGGCCGCUGCAUCUUGGGAGUCGCGAUCAGACCCUCCUCUAUUUAUCCAACGGUUCCCCCCGGCCGACUUGCUUUCGGACCUCGUUGACAUCUACUUCAACCAGAUUAACAUCUUCUGCUUCAUACUACACCGACCUUCGUUCCAGCAGGCCAUAGCGGAAGGGAAUCACCUGAGGGAUCAUCGUCUCGGUGCUCUUGUCCUUGCAGUAUGUGCGUUGGCAAGCAAGAACUCCUCUGACCCUCGGGUCCUCCUCCCUGGCACCAAAAAUGAGCUCAGCGCUGGGUGGCAGUGGUUCUCCCAGAUUCGUCGACCGUUCAGUGGGCCUGUUCCACAAAGCGUGUCGCUAUAUGAACUGCAAUUGUGUUGCCUUUAUGUACUUUUCCAACAAUCGGGAACCGAUAUGGCGUCUUGCUGGCUUCUUUGUGGCAUCGGCAUAUUGUACGCACAGGAUAUUGGGGCUCACAGACGCUCCCCGUCAACCGUUGAAGGAGAAAUGUUCAAACGGUGCUGUCUUUUCCUCCAGAACUUCGACACUCUUGUCAGCGCCUGCUUUGGCCGCCCAAGAGUAGCCCCCGCAUAUCAAUUCAAGAUUGAACCACCUGCCCUCUGUGAUGACGAGUACUGGGACAACAUCCCAGAUCGAGAACUAACAUUCAAUCAACCGCCAGGGAUGCCUGCCAAAACUGAGUUCUGGGAGCGGUUUACGGCAUUGAUCAACCUUUUUGCUUCCGCUUCGCGACACUCAUGUUCAGAAAUUGCAUCCAUUGAUGCCGCGAUGGACGAAUGGGUGGACAUGAUACCCGCACAUCUUGCGUGGAAUCCGAACGGGCAAAAUGACAUCUUUUUUGAACAAAGCGCAACACUUCACGCAUUAUAUUACCACAUCCAGAUUUUGAUUCAUCGCCCCUUCCUGCGACCGAGGUCGAACCUGGUUUCCAACUCACGGGCACUGAGAUCACUGGCCAUAUGUACGAAUGCAGCUCGCUCAUGCAGCCAUAUUGCCGAGGUGAAGACUCGGCGUGGGUUCCUUGCGAAUGGACAACUGAUGAAAGCUGUACUCGAUUCUUCCGCCGUGUUGCUGCUAUCUGUCCACAACGGUGCACGUGGCGGUUUGGCGCUUGAUGCGCAUCGCGAGCUCGCAGACGUUUACCGAUGCUUAGCCUUUUUCCGGAAAUGCGAAAAACGAUGGCGGAAUGCUGGCCGUUUCCACGACGUUCUCUGUGAUUUCAUCAACGCCCAUGGCUUCCCACUCCCUCCCGCUAAGCAUUGGAUUGGCGAAUCACCCAACGCAUUGUUCCCCCUUGGCGAGAAAGCAUUGGCGGCACUGCCUGUGUAUACGUCCGUCUAUUUUGACGUAGAAGAUGAUGACCACGGAGUCGAGCAUUCACGCUCGACCUUUGUUGAAGGGCCCUCAUCCGAGUCCAUCGCUUACAUGCUCACCGACACCGUGUGGUCACCCGACUCGCCCGCGCAUGGCGAGGUGGACAUGGAUGUGGCGGAAUACUUAUCUCAUUGGGCCCCUUGGUUCACCGGCGUCGAGGCCAUGGUACGGGAACAGCUGCAAACGAUGUAG
This is a messenger RNA of Mycena indigotica, 2425 nucleotides long. RefSeq names its product Fungal-trans domain-containing protein. Gene Ontology annotation, molecular function: DNA-binding transcription factor activity, RNA polymerase II-specific; sequence-specific DNA binding; zinc ion binding. The coding region runs from base 200 to 2425 and encodes 741 amino acids. Gene Ontology annotation, cellular component: nucleus. NCBI's taxonomy places the organism in Eukaryota, Fungi, Basidiomycota, Agaricomycetes, Agaricales, Mycenaceae. The transcript has 18 exons. The record is from RefSeq and is a predicted model, not a curated record. Gene Ontology annotation, biological process: positive regulation of transcription by RNA polymerase II; DNA-templated transcription.